GAUACGGGCAUCUGCUGCGUGAAUGCAGAGGGGUCGAGGACUGUUGCACACACACACACACACACACACACACACACACACACACACACACACACACACACACACACACACACACACACAAUGUGUAACCACAAUCAGCGGUCUCCGGCAGCAGUUUUCAUUCCUAAUUAUUGACAAAGGCAGGCACUAACAUGGGCUGUGAUGGAUGAAAAGUCCCUACUUUCAACUUUUUGUAAUUUUAGUGCAAAACAUUUUUGGCCGCGGGAUUAAUCGCAUUGUUUGAAAGCGUUCAAAAUAUACUGACAACAUUGAAAAUACAUACUAUAUACAGCUAAAAACAACAAUGUGAGGGCAAAACAAGUUGACAUCGAGGUUAAAGAAAGUGUGCUUUAUCAAUUUACCAGAUUUUGCUUACCCUUACUUUGGACAAAAUCAAUAAAUCAAUAUUAUUGUAAUGCUUUUUGUAUACAAAUCUUAAAGGUGCACUGAGCAGAAAUCGCUCCGCCAUUUCCUGGUUGCAAAAAUUGUAAUAGUUUGCCUAAUUUCAGUUUAUGUGCAAAACAAGCAAGUAUAGCGUAGGGAAUCAUUGUACCAUAUAGAUUUGCCAUAACCCAAAAUAUUGUAUUUUCAGCUGUUUGAAGCUGGUGUACAAAACAAAAAGUAAAAGAUGCUAAAAGUACAUUUAAGAACGGGAAGCAUAGAAAUUGUGCACAUAGAACAGAUCUGCAGCUUAUUAGACCUGCUUUCAAUUAGAAUGAUAGCUCUAUUACUCACAUUUCUAUGAGAAUUUGGUCGUGGCCCAAAAGGUUACAUAUUGCAGUUUGAAAUGAAAGCUCAAUCUGAGCAAAUUAUGAAUUUGCAAUUAAUCGGGAUUAAUCACAGCAAAUCCUCCUAUUAACUCGAGUACAUAAUUCUGUAAUUUAUCCUCUCUAAUGAAAAGACAAUAAAUAAACAUUUGCACUGAAUAUAGCUUUACUUCUGUUUGGAAUUUGAAGCCAGGACAUAUCUUUAAAUGUAGACUAUGGACUAUUUAUCUGUCAUUACAGGCCUUUAAUGUCAGGUAUGUGGGUGUGUGCGUGUGUGUUUGAGAAAGAGAGAGAGGCAUGCAGAUUGGUACUGAGAGGGAGGAGAGAGAGAUCAGGGCAGAAGAGGAAGAAGAGACCCAGCAGAUUGCGGGGUUCGGGUGAGAGAGGCAUGACAUACGGACCGUAGAGAAACCCACCACUCUGACCCUCACAGUGCGCCUUCAGGAGAAAAACAAGCAGCGCGUCACAUCUAGAAGAUCCCUGCUGCGCGAGCACAACUGUCGCGGUGCAGAUCGAACGUCGACCACCACCCAACUAUUCUCCUCGUGCAUCUCCCGUUAGCAGUUCUCUCUGGACGGACCGGUUCUGCCUGGCUGUGUGGAGCCAUGCCACCAUGCCGUUACCGAAUCGGUGCCCUGCCAGCGCUGCUCUGUCUCUGUAUCGGUAUGAUUUGGACCGGCGUCGCGGCAGAAACACAAGCUGAGAUCAACACCACACCUCCACUUUCCUCCCCCUCCCCCUCUCCAGCCAUAGGGAGCACAGACAGAAACUCACCCAGGGGGAGAGGGCCCGAGGCUGGGUUAGGGCCCAGGGUGGGGAGAGGGCCCGAGGCUGGGUUAGGGCCCGGGGUGGGAAUGAGUGCCGCUGGUGAUCUGCUAGAGUCAGUCCUGGUUCAGAAGGAUCAUCUCUUCUCCCAGACAGGGGGAAUGGUCCUGCCCUCAGCUCUGCCCCAGGACCUGCUGCCUCUCCUGGGGAGAGAAAUGAGCACAGGGGGCUUGUCUGGAGGUCUGUCUCUGGAUCAACAGGGUCUGUUGAAGAGGAUACAACCCCCAGUUUCACAACCCCACGACAGCGGAUCACCCCUCCCUUCACAGCUCUCCCAGCCCGACAGCAACCCCCUCACCUCCUCCUCUCAGCCCGUGACACACACACCGCCGGGACAGCGAGAUGAGGUCACCACUAUCGUCACGGCGACCGUGGACGCAGACGCAGACAUGGAUGCAGAAACACCUUCACCGGCUGUGUCUGGCUGUAUGGUGAAUUUCUCCGACCCCGAGGGAUACAUAGACUCUUCUGACGACCCCCCCCUCCCAGAUGGAACAUUCCUACACUGUACAUACACCGUCACUGUGUACACAGGCUAUGGAGUCGAGCUACAGGUGAAGAGUGUGAAUCUGUCAGAGGGAGAGCAGCUGUCAAUCAGAGGGGUGGAUGAGGGCGGGGCCUUGCUGGUUCUGGCCAAUCACACACUGCUAGUGGAGGGUCAGGUGAUCCGAAGUCCGACCAAUACCAUCUCAGUAUACUACCGCUCCUCGCCUGAGGGGAGCAUAGGCAUGUUCCAGCUACACUACCAAAUAUUCCGUCUGAGCUGUGCCCUGCCGAGGAGGCCUCACUUUGGGGAGGUGUCCGUGCUGGACCUGCUGCCAGGGGGCACUGCCCGCUUCCACUGCCAUAUGGGCUACCACCUGCAGGGGGCAGUGGCACUCACCUGUCUCAACACAUCUCUGCCUGUCUGGAGCAGCAAGGAGCCAAGCUGUAGAGCGCUGUGUGGAGGGUCAGUGAAAAAUGCUACAGUAGGGAGAAUCUUGUCCCCCUCUCCCCGCCUGGGUCCCACCGCCACCCAUGACCGCUCCUGCUCCUGGUCCCUGGAGGCCCCCAAUGCACAGAGACUACACCUGCACCUGGAGAGACUGGCCCUCGAACCCACUGACAGACUUGUGUUAUGGAGCGGUCUGGAUGCUGGGUCUGUGGUGCUGUUUGACUCUGGGCGGGGUGGUCCAAUACCAUUUGAAGGGGUGAUCAGUGAGGGUCCAGCAGUCAGGGUUCAGUUCAUCACAGACCAACCUAACCACAAUACAGGCUUCAACAUCCGUUAUGAGGCUUUUGAGCGUGGGCACUGUUAUGAGCCCUACCUGCAGAAUGGUAACUUCAGCACCACUGACCAGGUCUAUGGGGUUGGAGCUGUUGUGCAGUUCAGCUGUGAUCCUGGUCACUCUCUGGAGCAGGGGCCGCCCGUCAUAGAGUGUAUCAAUGCCAGAGACCCCUACUGGAACGACACGGAACCACUCUGCAAAGCUCUGUGUGGGGGGGACCUGGCAGGUCCAGUGGGUGUUAUCCUGUCUCCUAACUGGCCAGAAUGGUAUGGAGAGGGAGAGGACUGCAGCUGGAGGAUACAUGUAGAGGAGGACAAGCGCGUGCUGCUCAACGUACAGCUUUUGAACCUAAGUGACAGUGACAUGUUGACCAUCAUGGAUGGUGAUGAGGUCACCCCCCAUAUUCUGGGCCGGUACGUGGGUGGGGCCGGGCCCUUCAAGAUACAGUCCACAACCCCUGACCUCACCGUGACCUUCCAUUCCGACCCUGCCGGCCUUGUCUUCGGCAAGGGAGAGGGCUUCAUCAUCAACUACAUGGAGGUGUCCCGUAACGACUCGUGCCCGGACCUCCCGGAGAUCCAGAAUGGCUGGAAGACCACGUCCCAUACUGCCCUGGUGCGGGGUGCUCGCAUCACCUACCAGUGUGACCCCGGCUAUGACCUGGUUGGACGAGAGACUCUGACCUGUCAGCUAGAUCUCACCUGGAGCACACAGCCCCCCUUCUGCGAGAAGAUAAUGUACUGUUCAGAUCCGGGUCAUGUAGAACAUUCCACCAGAUCUCUGUCAGACCCUAAACUCCUGGUUGGGACCACCAUCCAGUACAGCUGCUACCCCGGCUUCAUCCUGCAGGACGGCUCUACACUCACCUGCUACGGACGAGAGCCCGGAACCCCUGUCUGGACAUCCAAAUUGCCUCACUGUGUCUCGGAGGAAUCUGUUUCCUGUGAGAACCCUGGUCUUCCUGACAACGGGUACCAGGUCCUGUCCAAGCGUCUCUACCUGCCCGGCGAGUCGCUCACCUUCGUCUGUUACCAAGGUUAUGAGAUCAUCGGCGAGGUCGCCAUCAAGUGUAUCCUGGGAAAUCCGUCAUUUUGGAGCGGACCACUCCCUCUGUGCAGGGCCAACCAUGACUGCUUUGGCAACCAUGCUUUGGAAGUUGCGGAAGCAGCUGCCGGGUCAGGUAUGGAUGGAGGUAACAUGGCAUUAGCUAUCUUCAUCCUUGUACUUUUGCUCUCCGUGCUGCUGGGAGGAGCCUAUGUCUACGUCACACGAUGUCGCUACAACCCCACCCUGCGGCUGCCACUCAUCCACCCACACCCCUACAGCCAGAUCACAGUGGAGAGCGAGUUUGACAACCCACUCUACGAGACAGGAGGGGACACCCGUGAAUAUGAGGUAUCAAUAUGAUGACUUUCUCAACUGUCAGAAUCCCAAAAUGAAGAAGCUUCCACCCACCCAACCAAACCCACUCCCUACCCUUUCUCCUCCUCAGCCCCACCAAAAAGGAAGUGAUGUAAAUACAGACUGACUAUAGAUCUGCCCCUUCCCCCCAUGACCCUGUCCUCCAAUCACAGAAAGAGGAAACAGCGAGAGGGAAGAUGAGUAGGAAAAGGAAUGGAGUGGAGAGGAGAGGAGAGGAGAGGGGGAGAAAAUAGGAAGAGAGGACAGGAGAUACUGGGUGUUUCUCAAUAUUCUUACUACCAUUCUCUGAGCAUGGUUGGAGUAUCAGUCCAAAUCAAAGUAUGCGAAAUGGGGUGCGUAAUUUGCUUGUAAACAUUUCGAAGUGUGCAUCAACGCAAGCUUCAACUGAAAUAUUCCCAGGAUUGUUGACCCAAUCACAUAAAAAACAACGCAACAUUUCUUGAAAUCAAUGGCGGCUGGUUUUGAGCUGAACCGAGAGAAAAUGAACUCCGACUUUGGAAUGAAAAGUUGCCCACUCACAUCUCAUAUGUUGCCUGACUACAAUAUUUUAUCUUGAUCUUGUUCAUUUUGGCAUAUUUAACUGCCUAGAAUAUCCACUGUAGUAGUGUGCAUAGACUGCAGGCUAACUGAUGAAGAAUUGGUAGCUAACUUUAGCUAGCUACUGUUAUCCACAAAGAAUUUGUAGCUAAUGUUGGCCAUCCACCCUUCAUAACAUUUAGUUUUUUUUUUUUU
Oncorhynchus nerka (sockeye salmon) is the source of this 5053-nucleotide messenger RNA. RefSeq names its product seizure 6-like protein. Gene Ontology annotation, biological process: synapse maturation; regulation of protein kinase C signaling. The transcript is spliced from 17 exons. Gene Ontology annotation, cellular component: endoplasmic reticulum; neuronal cell body. The coding region runs from base 1412 to 4306 and encodes 964 amino acids. Lineage: Eukaryota; Metazoa; Chordata; Actinopteri; Salmoniformes; Salmonidae. The record is from RefSeq and is a predicted model, not a curated record.